CGCCGUCUGUUGACUUUGGGGUCAAGGCCCUGAAAGUGUAAGUGUGAUUGCAGUGGAUAGGCACAUUGAAUGUGAAAGCUACGUACCACCCACGCGCACCGUGGUUCUUCUAGAAAAAGUAGAGGCUGAAAAAGUAGAAGAAGCUCAGGCUGCGAUAUCUGUGGAUCAAGGUGAUGUGUUUGUGUUAGUACUCACAUAUUGCACAUCAUCGGAAGAAGCUGGGCAGUCUCAGCUUUCAGACACCGCCUGUUGCCAGUCGGCACGCGCAGAGGGUGAUCCAACAUGUGAUCAGCAACCAGCAGCUCGGACUGUGUCUUCCAACCUUCUGGGGGCCUGCGGCGGCGGCCGGCAGGGCUGAGCAGCCCCACCAUGGCGGGCGCCCGCUCCCGCCGCCAGAUCGUCUUGUUCCUGGCCAUGUUCAUCUUCCCCUUCGCGCUGAUCAUGCUCUUCAACCAGCCAGUGGACACCCGGCUGGAGCGGAACCUGGUGCAGCAGCUGGCUGAGCUGCGCGAGAGGGUGCAGCGCGCCGAGGUGACCAACAGAGAGCGGCGGCGAGACGUCAUGAUCCUCAACCACCAGAUCGACACGUACAACGGAAAGCGGGCGAGCCGAGCGCCGUCACCGCCGCCGCCGCCGCCUCCGCCGCCGCCGGCGGUGGUGGGGAACAGCACGGUGACGCCGUGGAAGCCCACGGCGCCGGCGCGGUCGCCGCUGCCCUCGGCCGCCCCGCUGGCGCACGUGCAGGAGCUGAACAGCGACCUGGAGGUGCCGGGCUUGCUGAACUACCUGCCGCACCUGCUGGGGCACCCGCACGCGCUGACGCCCGUGCUGCACGUGAGCCAGGGCCGUCGCGACGUGACGGUGGUCAUGGGCCUGCCCACUGUCAAGCGCCAGGUGCAGAACUACCUCAUCCCCACGCUCAAGAAUCUCAUCGACUGCAUGAACGCCGAGGAGCGCGCCCAAGCCCUGAUCGUAGUCCUCAUUGCUGAGACGGACUUCGAGUACUGCACCCGGACGGCCCGCGAGAUCCAGAACAAGUUCCCGGUGGAGGUGGACUCGGGCCUGGUGGACAUCAUCUCGCCGUCGGCCGACUACUACCCUCCGCGGGAGACGGUGCGACGCACUCUCGACGACCCGCUGGAGCGCGUGCAGUGGCGCACCAAGCAGAAUCUCGACUUCGCCUUCCUCAUGAUGUACUGUCGGCCGCGCGGCCUCUUCUACGUUCAGUUGGAGGACGACAUCAUGACCAAGCCCGGUUACGUCACGCGGAUGAAGGAAUUCGCUCUUCAAAAAAUAACGGAGAAAAAGAACUGGUUUCUCCUAGACUUCUGCCAACUGGGCUUUAUCGGCAAGCUCUUCAAGACCGUGGAGCUGCUGCCCCUGAUUCAUUUUCUGGUCAUGUUUAACAACGAUAAGCCGUCCGACUGGCUUCUGAUCAACCUGGUACAGACCAAGGUGUGCCGGUUCGACAAGAGCGCGAAGAAGUGUAAAGAGGAGAAGGACAAAGUGUGGCUGCACUUCAAGCCAUCGCUGUUCCAGCACAUCGGUACACACUCUUCCCUCAAGGGCAAGGUGCAAAAGCUGAAGGACAAGCAGUUCGGCAAGGUGCAGAUGUUCGUGACGCACGUUAACCCGCCGGCGCGCAUCGUGUGCGACAUGAAGCCGCAUAAGCAGUAUACGCUGGAGCGUGCCUACAAGGGCGAGACGUACUUCUGGGGCCUGCUGCCCCAGCCAGGGGACCACCUGGAGUUCCAUCUGACGCCGCCGGUCCGGCUGACCGGCUUCUACUUCCAAAGUGGAAAUCUGGAGCAUCCAUCGGACCGGUUCUAUAACACCACCGUCGAAAUCAUACCCGAGUUCCGACCCGAGGAGCUUCUGAAAGAGUACAAAACCACGCCGGAUGGCUAUGUGAUAGUGGGGCAUUUCAACGACCAGGGCGUGGCGGCGGGCGAGCUGGCGGCCGGCUGGGGUCUGACCAAGUCCGCCCGGCUAGCCGUGCAGGCCGAGAGCGACAACUGGGCCAUCCUGAGCGAGAUCCACCUGAAGACGAGCUAGUGCCGGCUGAGGUCGAGUGCAGCUCGUCAGCCUCCGGACAUCCUCCCGUUCCGACUGCUCAAGCGGCGCGGCCCGCCGCCGGCCGCGCCCGUCCCUGCGCGGCGGUCCGGGCGAGGCCCGCUGUCGGUCAGGCGGCUGGGCCGAGCCGCGGCGCCGCGGAGGGCGGCGCGCGAGCGGAGGUGGCGGCCGCCCCCAGCCGCCGCACCCGUGAUAAGCAGUGCUGUACGGCGCCAACAGUGCCCGCGGCCGAUCCGCGGCUCGGGCGGCGGUGUUUGUACUUAGACUGGCCGUCGUCAGUGCUCGGCGAAGCUGUUCGUUCUCAUACAUGUUUGAAAGUGCCAUGGCGCCUGCGUGCGUGGUGUGUGUGUGCGCGCUCGCGCGUGAGUGUGUGGAGCCGGUGGCUGGGCGGGGCUGUGGCCUGGUCCGUGAUAUGGAAGACUGAAGACAGCCCGUACGCUCUAGGAGCGACGCCGCGGUCAGUGGUCAGUGGCCGCUGACGCAGCCCAACACGAGCUGUCUGUGAUCUAAACUAGACUAGCAUGAUGGCAAUCGCCCCGCUGGCCGGCGCUUUCGGAAGUCAAUCGUUGACGGAGUGCGACUGUUGGGACUGUUCACGGUUUGUCGGUAGGUAGCUUUGUUAACGCCAGUCGUCGGUGGCGCCGCUGCUGGCUUACAUGUAUAUUCUAUGGGUCGCGUGGCAAUAGUGGGGCACCUUAGUGUUGCCGCCCUCGGCGGAGCUCCGACCAUCUGUCUGUCUGUCUGUCUGUCUGUGAGUCCGACACAUCACCACAGGAGUGGCGGGCGCCAUGUUUGCCCUCCGGGCAUCUAUCAGUUUUAUGCUGCUUGCUUCUUUGCUUGCAACGGCUAUUGUCUCGGCAGUUGGCGUGGCGAGUCCGGUCCGUGCGUAAUCGGCCAAGCGAUUUUACGUGCAAUGGCUGCGCUGCUGCCAGGUAUCGGCGAGCUUAAUUCCGUUGCUAACUUCCAGCGGCGGCCGGUUUGUCUGAACGCUGUGACUCAUCGGUGAUCAUUUAUUAAUCAGAUCGUGCAUAGCGCCCCGCCGGUUGCUGCAGUUCGGCGCCGCCGUGUUUCCGUUCGCCCGCUUGUUAGUGCUUCACCGUGUUGGUACGGAUCAGCGGCGAAGCCCGUUCGUAUGUUGUAAAUUGUCCGCCGGCGUCGGCCGUGUGGUGCCGCGGCUGGCGGCGCGUGAGCGCGGCCGACUGCGGUGCUCGCAGCCGA
This is a messenger RNA of Pollicipes pollicipes, 3291 nucleotides long. Its product is annotated as alpha-1,3-mannosyl-glycoprotein 4-beta-N-acetylglucosaminyltransferase B. Gene Ontology annotation, cellular component: endoplasmic reticulum; Golgi stack; endoplasmic reticulum-Golgi intermediate compartment. Lineage: Eukaryota; Metazoa; Arthropoda; Thecostraca; Pollicipedomorpha; Pollicipedidae. Gene Ontology annotation, molecular function: acetylglucosaminyltransferase activity. The transcript has 16 exons. The record is from RefSeq and is a predicted model, not a curated record. The coding region runs from base 370 to 2055 and encodes 561 amino acids. Gene Ontology annotation, biological process: protein N-linked glycosylation.